AUGAAGGUACACAGUAGCAUCCCAUGGAUGUGGUUGGUGGCAUGCGCUAGCCUCAUCACAGCUCUACUGGAAGAAUCUUUCAUCGCGUUUGAAGCCUCGGAAGGAUCUAUCGAGCUUCAGGACGCGACUUUAAUCCAAGACGCCGACGACCCUGUAGGUAUCGGCAUUGCAGUCAAUAACCUGGCUGGCGACUUCGAGCAAAUCACAGGAACAAAGCCAUCCGUCCACUUGUGGACAGCCCAGGAAGGAGAUAAACUAACCGGGGCAACGGCAGCAUUUUCGACAAUCAUCGCCGAUGUUGCAAUCAUUGCUGGAACAGUCGAAUCAGCUAUUAUUCAGGAGCUUGUCAACAGCGGAAAGAUAGAAGUCGAGGACAUUGGCGGGAAGUGGGAAACGUUUCGAACCCAGGUCGUUGAGAGCCCUCUACCGGGGAUCUCCCGCGCUCUUGUCAUUGCGGGAAGCGAUAAGAGAGCUGUAAUCUUUGGCAUUUAUACCCUUUCUGAGCAAAGUGGACAGUCGCCUCUACAUUGGUGGGCAGACGUGCCGACAACCAAGCACACCCAAAUCUACGCUCUCAACAAGAUCACAACCCAUGGCGAGCCCAGCGUGAAAUACCGAGGUCUCUUCAUCAAUGACGAAGCACCCGCACUCACCGGCUGGUGGGGGAGGAAGAAGAACAACGUGGGCAACUUUACCCUUGACUCCGAGUUAUAUCAGCACGUCUUUGACCUGCUUCUCCGACUGAAGGCCAACUUCAUCUGGCCUGCGAUGUGGGCAAGUUACAUUCCUAAGCCGGGAAGGAUCUUCUUCACCGACGACCCAUGGAGUCAGCAAAUGGCAGAUGAUUAUGGCAUUGUCGUGUCUACUAGCCACCAUGAGCCCAUGCAGCGAGCAAGCAAUGAGUGGAAGAAAGAUCCAAAGGGCGACUGGGACUGGGUCAACAAUAAAGAGAACGUGGUCGCCUUCAUGGACGAGGGGAUUCGCCGAGCGGGCAACAAUGAGUCCUACUUUACAUUGGGAAUGCGAGGCACUGAUGAUGGUCCCAUCGAUGCCGAUGAUCCGAUUGCGGUCCUUGAGGAUGUCUUUGCCACAGAACGAGAGAUCUUGGCAAAGUAUCACGGAAACGUCACGGCGACAAACCAGGUGUGGACCAUAUACAAGGAAGUUGCCACAUACUAUGCAGCUGGCCUAAAUCCUCCUGAAGAUGUGACCUUGAUGUUCACUGACGACAAUUGGGGAAAUAUUCAACGACUCCCGACCGAAUUAGAGAGUGAGAGAGUCGGAGGCAUUGGAGUCUACUUCCACUUCCAGUACGUUGGCAAACCAAAGAGCUGGAAAUCUCAAAACACCAACAACUUUCCCAAAGUCUACAAAGAGCUAUCUCAGGCUUACGAGCGCGGCACCCGACGAAUCUGGGUCAUGAACGUAGGCGACAUCAAGCCCAACGAGUUACCACUUUCUUUUGCCAUGGACAUGGCAUGGAACACGAGCAGGUUCGGCUUUGCCAAAAUAACAUCUUACCUGACGGCACUCGCAACUCGUGACUUUGGUCCGGAGCACGCCGAAGAGAUCUCUUCUGCGCUCAUGACGUACAGCCACCUGGUCGGGAUGCGCAAGUUCGAGAUACUACAGCCCAUUACAUAUUCUAUCCUUAACUACCGUGAGGCAGACCGCAUUCUCGAGGCCUGGAGACAGCUAGCAGAAAAGGCUAAGGCUCUACACGAGGCCAUGCCAGAGGAUCGUCGCAUCGCAUUGUUCCAUAUCCUCACGUAUCCCGCCUUGAUCGGAUAUCAUUAUCAUUUCAUCGUGAUCAGCUCGGGAAGAAAUAGACAGUACAGCUACGAGAGGCGAAAUUCCGCAAACUUGAUCGCAGAACAGGUUCUACAGCACUUUGACGAUGACUUUGACCUCACCGAAGAAUACGAUACGAUGCUGGACGGCAAAUGGAAAGGCUUACUCACUACGCCAAAGUACGACAUGGAUCUCACGGACUGGCGGCCCUCGUCCAGCGACGUGGUCGCUAACCUUUCAUAUGUCCAACAACGGCAAGCAUUCGACUGGGGCGUCGGCGAGCUCGGCAUAUACGUCGAGAACUCCCUCAGCGCCUACCGACAAGGCCGGAUUUGUGGCUCUAUCCAUCCGGCAUUACCAACCGACGAGGGCUUUUCCCCAGUCUUGCCGGCUAUGGAACCUCACGGGCCAAAAUCCCGACUUAUCGAGCUGUUUCACCGUGGCGAUCACCGAAAGUCCAUCAAUUGGACGCUGGAGGUCCCUUACCCUUGGGUUCUUGUGCCCAGUACUUUCGGCGUCUUAUCCGAUGACAAACCUGAGGAGAGAAUCGAAGUCUCCAUUGACUGGGACUCGGUACCUACAGAGUUCAACGAGACCGUUUCGAUUUGCGUGGAGUGGGAUCCGGCUCCUUACUUUGACUUGAUCCAUAUUCCCGUGCUGAACCAUCAUGCCCCUGAGGGCUUCGUCGGGUUCCCUGAGACAGCCGGCCUCAUAUCCAUCGAGGGGCCUCACUACCAACGCGCAUCCGCCGAGUCUGAGAGUGAUGCUGGCGUGGCUUUCACGCACAUCGAGCACCUUGGCUCCCGCUCAGAAUCAGGAUCCAUCGCCCUGAGACCAUUUACUGCCGCUCGGCAGUCCAGCGAAGCAGCUCGUGCCGCAUGGGUGGACUACGACAUCUACAUCUUCUCCAACAUCUCGAAAGCAAUCAACGCCACGGUCUACAUCAACGGUGCGCUCGACACAGACCCAAACCUCCCAAUGGAAUUCUCCCUCGCACUGGCGGAUGAUGGUGCUGAGGGUAGCGGCACCGCGAACUUCACACGCGUGCUUGGCGACCCUGCUACGCCGGGUGAUACACCCCCAGAGUGGAAUGACAAUGUGGCCGAUCAUGUGUGGACAAAGGUCGUGCAGCUGCCGCGGAUGGGCGUGGGGAAGCAUACUCUUCGUUGGCAGGUCAAUUCGCCAGAGGUCUAUCUUGAGAAGAUCGUGUUGGCGGUGAACGGGACCAUCGCGGAGAGUUAUCUUGGGCCGCCGGAGACGGGAAUAGGACUUUGA
Messenger RNA from Colletotrichum tamarilloi, 3066 nucleotides. RefSeq lists its product as uncharacterized. Bases 1 to 3066 code for a protein of 1021 amino acids. The record is from RefSeq and is a predicted model, not a curated record. The transcript has 5 exons. Lineage: Eukaryota; Fungi; Ascomycota; Sordariomycetes; Glomerellales; Glomerellaceae.